AUGACUAUGAAGGAAGGCACAUCCGUGAGGAAACAUGUCCUCAAGAUGAUGAGUCACCUCAACCAGAUUGAGGUUUUGGGAGGGGCGAUCGAUCCCGAGUCCCAGAUUACUAUAAUCCUUCAGAGCCUUCCCCCUAGCUUCCAGCACUUCAAGCUCAAUUUCGAGAUGAACAAGCGGGAUUACACUUUGGCUGAGCUGCUGACUGAACUUCAGUCGACAGAGGACCUUAUGGCUCAAGCUAAGGUAGCUAUGCUGAGUUUGGCGCCUAAUUCCUCUGGCUCCAAGCCUCGCGUAGGAAAGAAAAAGGCACCGAACCCAGUGGCAACUAAGAAUGCUAAGGGAAAGAAGAAGAAGAAGGCCGAUAAGAAGCCUACUGGAAAAUGCUUCAAGUGUGGAGAGAAAGGUCAUUGA
This is a messenger RNA of Salvia hispanica, 411 nucleotides long. Lineage: Eukaryota; Viridiplantae; Streptophyta; Magnoliopsida; Lamiales; Lamiaceae. The record is from RefSeq and is a predicted model, not a curated record.